AUGCAACAAAGUUUUGAUAAAGCUCGUGAGAUGAGCGCAAAGAUCGUCAACGUACUGAUCAGCUCAGACAUACAUCGAGAGCCCGAAUCAGGUAUUGAGAGGCUAUAUCGUGAAUCUCUGCGCUUGAGUCGAUUCGAGCUACCUUCUUCGCGUACUGUUGGGUUAGUCGGCGACUCCGGCGUUGGCAAAAGCAGUCUGAUCAAUUCGUUACUCGACAAGGAAAACCUGGCUCGCUCUAACAACAAUGGUUCGGCAUGCACUUGCGUGGCUACAGAGUACCAUUACCACGAUCGUGAUGACUAUGCUGUGGAGGGGGAGAUAUUCUCAAUGGAAGAAUUGAAGAAACAAUAUGGGGAAAUGCUUCGAACAUACCAGGAAAGUAAAUCUCCACCAGAAGAUCUCCGAGGGGAAGAACUCGCAGAUUUGCAGCGUAGAGCGAAGAUAGCGAGAGACACAUUUGGAGCAAGCUUUAGGGAACGACUAGAGCAGAGACCUGACUUACUUGCCCUUCCAAUCAACCAGGCGGUGCAAACGAUGCUACAAUGGGCUUCACAGUUACUGCCCCAACAUAGUGCUGGCCAGACAACUCGAGUAUACGAGACCUACAGCGACAUUGCGAACUGUUCUUCGAGGAUUAGAGAGCUUACGUCAGAAGUUCAAACCCUGGAAACGCAAGGACCAAAGAUCCCUUGGCCUUUUGUGAGAAAGUUAAGGUACGUAUGGCCCUCCGGGAAGACAAGAUACAACAAUGUCAGAGAUUAUGAUCUUGUCUUGUGGCUAUAA
Messenger RNA from Didymosphaeria variabile, 783 nucleotides. RefSeq lists its product as uncharacterized. Gene Ontology annotation, molecular function: GTP binding. The coding region runs from base 1 to 783 and encodes 260 amino acids. NCBI's taxonomy places the organism in Eukaryota, Fungi, Ascomycota, Dothideomycetes, Pleosporales, Didymosphaeriaceae. The record is from RefSeq and is a predicted model, not a curated record. The transcript has 2 exons.